AUGCGCACAGUCAUGAACCCAGAGAUUUACUUGUCUUGCCAGCGAAGAUAUGUAUAUAUAGUCGAGGCAAGCCCAUCUCCAGCGUAUCAGAGACUCUCGUCAACACCUGCUACUUUCAGAGGGCGGGUCUACAAGGUGGCAGGCACCGCCUCCACGGGGUGCUUCGUGACGGUACCCAGCGUCCCCACGAUCCGCACCGCGUCUCCAGUGGUGACUGUGCGAGCAGAUUCGGCAGGCGCUGGAACGCGAAGGGUGGCUCCGGUGACCUAUGUGGGUGGACCUGCAGCGGGCCCACCUGGAAGCCCUCGCGUGGUGUUGGGCCAUUCACCGGACUCGAGGACACGCUGCAACAGUCCUCCAGCCGCUUUGCCUCGGCAUGGGAGUCGACCUCCCAGGGCCGGCCCGGCUCCCGUCAGCCAGCAGCCUUGGCAGCAUCCUCCUCCAGCACAGUCACAUGUGAGCUCGCGCUUCAUUUUGGUGUCUCAUGAGGCGGCUGCGGCUGCUGGGAUGGAGCGCUGUGCUACUCCAAGAAGAGUACCUUCCAGACCUCCAGGAGGCCUCAUUCUUGCAGGCCAGUAA
Molecule: messenger RNA, 579 nt
Organism: Durusdinium trenchii
Lineage: Eukaryota; Dinophyceae; Suessiales; Symbiodiniaceae
Source: the annotation of a GenBank genome assembly